GUCACUUUUGUCGUCUUAGAGGCCGCGUCGGAGGCAGCAGCAUGGAACGACCGGCCGUCGACGACCUCACGGAGCUCAUGGAGCUCAACGAGGACACGAUCUUCGGCGCGCUCGAGGCCCGCUUCUACGCCCAGCGCAUCUACACCAACACGGGCCACAUCCUCCUCGCCGUGAACCCGUUCGAACGACUACCAGCGCUCUAUGGCUCGGAGCGCAUGGAGACGUACGCUGACUACUACGCGCCCGACGACGACCGCACCGACGAUGGACGAUUAGCGCCAGCACCGCACAUCUACCGCGUUGCCGCCACGGCGUACCAGGCCAUGAUGCGCGGCAAGCUCUCGGACGCGCCGAGCGACCAGUCCAUCCUGAUCAGCGGCGAGAGUGGGAGUGGCAAGACCGAGUCCACAAAGCUUCUCAUGGAGUACCUCGCACACGUCGGCGAUGUGCCAGCGCCCGUGCGCAUGUCGAUGCCCGUGAACACGUCGACGAUCAGCGACAAGGUCCUCGACGCUAACAUCGUGCUCGAGUCGUUUGGGAAUGCUCGCACGCUGCGCAACGACAACUCGAGUCGGUUCGGGAAGCUCAUUCAGAUGAACUUUGACCAAGGCCUCUUAACAAGCGCCUCGAUCCAGACGUACCUCUUGGAGAAAGUCCGUCUCGUGACGCAGUCCAAGGGCGAGCGCAACUACCAUAUAUUUUACGAGAUGCUCAUGGGCAGCUCCGAGGUGCAGCUUGCCUCCUGGCGCCUCAUUGCGUCGCCCGACAUGCGCCUCAGCGUCGACGCGCGGCGGCAGCUCAUGGCCAACUUUCGAUACCUCAACCAGAGCGACUGCUACGACCGGAAAGACCACGCGAACGACGCCCACAACUACAACCACAUGCUCCGCGCGCUUCAGAUGAUUGGCUUCUCGGCCCACGAGCAGUCGGGCAUGCAGGCCCUUCUCGCUGCGCUCUUGCAUCUCGGCAACCUCACAUUUCAAGUCGCACCCAAGGACCACUGCCACGUCGCGCCAUCGAGCCAGACAGCCCUCGCUGCAGCGGCCACAUUGCUCUCACUGCGUGACGCUGGCGCGUUGGAGAAGGCCCUUGUGACGCGAACGUUCCGCGUCGCGGCCGAGAUCAAAGUGCUUCGGCUCACGGUCGACGAGGCUAAAAACACCCGCGACGGGCUCACAAAAGCGCUGUACGGGCGGCUCUUUGAGUGGCUCGUCGGGCGCAUGAACGCCUUUCUGCGGCACGACGACUCGGACAAUGCGUCGUCGUUUGGGACGACCAAGAGUGACACGUCGAGCUGGAUCGGCAUUCUCGAUAUCUUUGGCUUUGAAGUCUUUCCCGUCAACUCGUUUGAACAGCUCUGCAUCAACUUUGCCAACGAAACGCUGCAGCAGCAGUUCAACUUGCACAACUUUGCGAACGAGCAAGUCGAGUACAAGAAGGAGGGGCUGGCGUGGGACUAUGUCGCGUUCACCGACAACAAGGAGUGCGUCGACCUCUUCUCGGCCAAGCCGUUUGGCCUCUUCUCGCUCAUGGACGAAGAGAGUAUGCUGGCCAAAGGCACGGACGCGUCGCUCGCGUCCAAGCUCUACGCGCGCUGCGGCAGCCAUGUUCGGUUCAGCGCCUCCCGCGUGCAGCAGGGCCGCGGACUCUUCUCGAUCGACCACUACGCCGGCCUUGUCGAGUACACUACGCUGCGCCAGGACAUCGUCGACCUCUUCCAGACAGCGACGGCCGAGUCGUCGUUUGCGCGCGUCUUGUGCGAAGCCGGCCUCACGCACCGCCGCAGCAGUCACGCAACCCUGCGUCGGCAAGAGUCCAAGCGUCUCAACACGGCGAGCGUCGGCGGCCAGUUCAAGACGCAGCUGCUGCAUUUGAUGGAGAUGCUCAAGCUAACUGCGCCGCACUACGUGCGGUGCAUCAAGCCCAACGACGAGGCGGCGGCUGGUGUCAUGACCAAGGACCGUGUCGCCGAGCAGCUGCGCUGCAAUGGUGUGCUCCAAGCCGUCCAAGUCGCGCGCGCCGGCUUUCCGAUCCGCAUGCUCCACAGCGAGUUCAUGGGGCGGUACACGGUGGUCGCCCGUGCACGUGCGCCUCGCCACGCAAGCCUCUCGUCGUUGUACGCGGUUGUCGACCACUGCCUCCCGCACCUCCCGCUGACGUCGUCGCCGACGGCACUCGACUUGACGGCGCUUUGCUACGCGCGCGGCCUCCAGAUCGGCGUCACCAAAGUCUUUUUGCGCGCUGUGAGCUUUGAGCGGCUCGAGCGCCUCCGCGUCAAGCACGUGGCCGCGCACCAGCUGUACAUUGCGCAGCGCCUCCUCGGGUACCUCCACCGGAGUCGGUAUCUUCGCUUCCGACACGCCGUGGUCGUGCUCCAGAACCAGUUUCGCUGCCGCCGCGCGCGCUACCGAUGGGCCACCGUCCUUCAAGCGUUUGGGCGCAUGGUCCUCGCCAAGACCCACUUUGACCGUGUAAAGCGGUCUGUUAUUUAUCUCCAGCGCCGCGUCCGCGCCAAGCAGCAGCAACAACAGCAAGAGCAGCAGCAACAAGAGCUAAACCGGCCCAUGCCUCUGCGACUCGAACUCGAAGGCAGCGACGACGACGACGACGACGAGGACGCGUGGUUGGCCAACGUGCCGCGCGAGUCGUACAGUGCGCUCUCGCCCAUCUCGUCCUCAGACGACGACGACGAAGACAUUGUGCGCAUGACGUAUGUGGCCGCCCCGUUGCACCAGACGACCGUACGGUCCUCGGGCAUCUACCGGUCGACGGUCAAGCAGCUGCAGCCGAUUCGGAAAGGCCCGACACCGAUCGCCGAGCUCUCGCCGCGCGCGCACCUGCCGCCGCAUCCCGUGUCGCCGCUUGACAGUCGCCACACCACCUCGUCGUCCGGCAGUCGCCGCACGACAAUGCGCCGCACGACGUUUGCUCUGCGGAAGCUCUCGGUCAUCGAGACGACCAAGUGGAAGCAGGACCAAGACAGCUUUGCGUGCUACCAAUGCAACAAGCGGUUCACGCUCUUCCGCCGGCGCCACCACUGCCGCGUCUGCGGCGAGGUCAUUUGCGACAACUGCUCGACGUUUGUCGGGCUCGAGAAGCAGCAGAACGUGCGUGUGUGCGUGCUCUGCAGUACGCUCACCGUCGAAGAGCGCGCGCCCACCAACAUCACCGUCAUGAGCGACGAUGUUUGGCCGCACGCGUGGCCCGAGCCGCCGUACCCGCACGACGAAGACGCGCGGCUCUCGGUCGUGCGGCAGCUCCCGCUGCAGACGAUGAUGGAGGCGCGCGAGUGGCUCGGGCUCUGCAACGCGGUCCAAGCCCACUUUCGCGCGUCCGUCGCGUACAUCUCGAUCGUGUGCGAAGAAGACCAGUGGGUCAUCUCGCGCGUCGGGUCGUUCCACACCAAGCUACCCCGCGAGAUGUCGUUUUGCUCGUACACGAUCUGCGGCGGGAGCCCGCUGGUCGUCAAGGAUGCGACGCUCGACGACCGCUUCAAGGAGAGCCCGCUCGUGCAAGGCGGGAAGGGCAAGUUCCGCUUCUACGCCGGCGCGCCCAUCGUCUGGACCGCCGAGACGCACAUUGUGUUUGGCACGAUCGCGGUCUUGGACACGAAACCCCGCAAGAUCGUGACGCCCGAAGACGUUGACUUUAUGGCCACCUUGUCGGCCGCCGUGAGCGCGCGCAUGUCCGAGUACGUCCCGCGCAGUGUAAAGUAGUAAGAAAGCCACCUCUUUGUAC
Molecule: messenger RNA, 3738 nt
Organism: Saprolegnia parasitica CBS 223.65
Lineage: Eukaryota; Oomycota; Saprolegniomycetes; Saprolegniales; Saprolegniaceae
Exons: 3
Coding region: 42-3716 (1224 amino acids)
Biological process (GO): actin filament organization; vesicle transport along actin filament
Cellular component (GO): vesicle; cytoplasm; myosin complex
Molecular function (GO): actin filament binding; microfilament motor activity; ATP binding
Source: RefSeq, a predicted model, not a curated record